CGCUUUUAGUUAGCGUAGAUACUGCGUUUUUAAUUGCAUUGACGAUACAAUGACCUCUGUGCAUGAACGUUUUGUUUAUAAGUAGUCUAUAAAUCAGCCAAUAGAAUUCCGCAGCUGCUGACCGCGUACGAUAAUUAUCGUAACAAAUAUUACCUCAUCGUCACGCAACCAAGUUUAUGGCAACUUGAUGACAACGCGAUAAGCGCUGGUACACCAACAGCAAACAUUGAAAAACAUUGGUAAUGCUUGCAGCUGGUGGCGCUUACUAUAAAUAGUCAAAGUAAUGAAAGUGAAAACAAAUUCAGGAAGGAGCAAAGCAGCAGUUGAUAAUACAGAGCGUUAUAUGAGAGAAAAUCGGCGUGCAAAGGAUAUAUGCAGUGCGCAUGCCCUCACAUGAGUGUAGGUUGGAAGCCCAACUAUUUGCUUCCAGUUGUCAUAUGAGUGAAUGAUUGCUACUAACUGCCAAUUGCUGUGGAAUUUCGCUGUUAUUCGGGAGUUGAGUGUAUCAGCCUGUCAUUCAGUCGGUUAGUCUGCCAAACGACCAGGAAAUACCUAAACGUAGAGCUAUUUUAAUUGUGAGCAUACAUAUGGAUGAUUGUGUGUGACGACUUCCAAUGAGAAAAGUGGAAGAUGAAAUUUGAAAAGAAAUUUUCAACGCAACCACACGAAAUCGAUAAGUUCGCAGGAAAAUCAGAUAUUUUCAGACAGCGCGACCGUAUUUUUCGCUGAAAAAUUUGCUAAAAUUGGUGAAAAAAUUUAUUUUUGUUAAGAAAUUAUAAUAUUUAACAGAAGUGGUGCUGACAAGUGUGAAAAUCUAUAGUGUAACGAAUAUUAUAAGCAAUUUGUUUAAAUGAGAAGACAACAACACAACGAAGUGGAUAUGUCGAAGAAAAGUCUAUUAUGUCCGCAUUUUAAUUGAAAAUAGUCGUUUGCUAAGGGUAAAAAGUAAAAUAACCUAAUUCUAUCAACUGCGUCACUAACGCAAUAUCACAACAAAAAAUAAAAAAGAAAAAACAAUUAGAGUAAUAUUUUUCCAAAUCUAUCUUGAAGUGGUUGCGCUGAGUGCAGUUCCAAGCAAACACACUCGAAAAUGCAGCCCCCGCCACGUAAGGGAAAUUAUGUGAAAUUCUUAAAGAAUUUACACACAGAGCAAGUGGCCAAAUUGCAAUUAAAGAAUCAACAUGAAUGCGAUUUGCUCGAGGACAUACGACAGUUCACCAUCAAACGCUCCGCCAUUGAGAAAUCCUACAGCGAAUCGUUGCUGAAGAUCUCUUCGCAGUAUUUGAACAAAAAAAUACCAAAUAUACCAGAUAUAAAAAUGGAAGGAAUGGAGGAGAGAUGGAAUAUGUGGAGCGUUUGGCGUACGGUACUCGAAGAGAAUGAGAAGUUAGCACGCGCCCGACUCGCAGCUAUUGAAGUGUUCCAGCAGCAAAUUGCUGACGAAGCUAAAGUGCUGCGCGAUUACAAAUUGGCCAUUUCCAAAAAGUCACUCUCACAGAUAGUGAAUGUACAAAAGGAGUUGCACCUCAGCGUUUCCGAUGUUGAUAAGACAAAAAAGCAAUAUUUCGACGAGGAGCAUUGCGCACAUGAUGUGCGUGAUAAAGCAAGAGAUAUUGAAGAGAAACUGAAGAAAAAGAAGGGUUCAUUCUUCCAAUCGAUCACUUCGCUGCAAAAGAAUAGUGCACGUGUUACAUCACGCAAAGAAUUGUUGGAAGAGAAAUCGACGGGCGCACGCAAUGACUACAUACUCAGUUUGGCGGCAGCGAAUGCACAUCAGAACCGUUACUUCACAGUCGAUCUGCAGACAACGAUGACCACUAUGGAGAAUUAUGUAUUUGAACGAGUAGCCGAGUACCUGACACUGAUGGGUCGCACCGAAUUGCUCACCUGUUCGGCCACACAGAAUUCGUUCGGCAAAAUACGUGAUCAAGCACAGCAAUUGACGCGCGAAUACAAUUUACAGUGCUGUUAUCUCUUCUAUCCAGUAUUAAAACAACACAUACAAUAUGACUUCGAACCGUGCGAUAAUGAUCCGAUAAGAAAGAUCACCACCGAACAUGAGUCGGCAUCGGAGACACUUACGAAAGAGGCUAAGAAUUUGGCGGGACGUGUAGUGAAGGAGAACGUCGCUAUACGAGAGGCCGCAAAGAAAUUAGCCAUUUGUGUAUCGCUACGGGAUUCGGGACAACGCAGUGAUCCGAACGAUCCUAAUGGACCAGAUUUGGACACAAAAAUUGAAGAGUUUAGGGAUUUGAUUCGCCGCUCUGAAACGGAGAAGGCAAAGGCUGAGGCAUGUUUGCAAAGUUUGCGUGAGGGUGGCAUUAAUGUUGACGAAUGGGUGCAGGAGGCAGAGAUUAUGGGCGUACAGGAGUUGGCACGCUCGGCCAGUUCCAUCUCUAUGCGUACAGAUGCUUCUGGACAAGGGGAAAAUCCAAGUUCGGACUCAUUCUACGACAGCGACAAAGAGGACGCAGGCGGUACGCAGGCAGGUGUAGGCGCCAAGUCUAAAGUCGAGAAGGAGUUGUCGCGAGAUAAGACAUUUAGUGACAGCGAUGAGGAUGUGGAAGAACGUGUACCCGAGCCAAUUGCAGCUCCUCCGAUAAUGGCCGCAGCUUCCGGUUGGGAUGAUCCCACUGAAGUUAACUGGGGUGCCGAGGAGGAGGAGGAGAAAGACGAAUCCAUUGUUCCUGAACCGAAGGAAGCUAUUUUCAAAUGCACUGCUUUAUAUAGCUACACUGCUCAAAAUCCAGACGAACUGACCAUUGUAGAGAACGAACAGCUGGAGGUGAUUGGCGAGGGUGAUGGUGAUGGCUGGUUGCGUGCACGCAAUUAUCGCGGUGAGGAAGGCUAUGUGCCGCACAAUUAUCUGGACAUCGAACAGGAUACUGCCGUUAACGGUAGCUCAGGCAAUCAAUUGCGCUCACAAAUCUCAUUCUCAUCUGUCGAUUAUACCGUUGACAAUGAAGAUCAAACCGUGGAUUCCAUGCAGUCACCCGAUCAGGUCUCCGUCAUAAUGGCGCCACAGAAACGGAAGUCCGAUAUACUCUAUUGUAUAGCCUUGUAUGACUACGAUGCGACUGCCGAGGAUGAGCUCACCUUUGAAGAGGGUCAAAUUAUUAAGAUUGUUACAAAGACGGCGCAUGGCGUAGACGAUGGCUGGUGGGAGGGUGAAUUAGAUGGUAAAUUUGGUAAUUUUCCAUCGUUGGUAGUUGAAGAGUGUGAUGAGAAUGGUGAACCGUUGUCGGAAGGUGGGGAUGAGUCACCACCACCGACUGCACCGCCGAGUUUUGCGCUUCCACCCGCACCCGCACUACCGCCAGAGUACGCGCACGAACUGACUGAAGAUAUGUUCGAAUCCCAGGAUACGGCAGAUGAUGACAGCGGCUAUAUACCGAACGGCGGCGCACCCAGUAUGCCUCCACCAGUGCAAAGUAAUAAAGCCAGCAUCAAAAAGGUACUCAUACAAGAGCCUGGAAUGGAGGACGAUAUCAGCGACGAUGGUAAUCCACCACCAUCGCUGCCGCCGCCGGCUUUAAAUGUCGGACCCAGCAAGGAAGGUAAUUCUCUAAAUUUAGGUAUGGCACAAAUAAUUGUUACUGCCGCAACCCCAAUGGUUGAAGACGGCACAGAUAAAUCUUUCCCUCCGGUAGGAGAGAGUGAUGGAGGUAGAGCAGCUGCAGCAACAGCGAAAACUGCCGGCAGCGAUGAUGACAAACCGGUUAAACAGAAAAAGGUGGAACCGAAACACGUGGUGCAAGCAGCAGCUGAUGAAAAUGAGAAUCACGAGGACGAUACACACUCAUCCGAUCAGGAUCCGGACUCGGAAGUAAAGACCCUACAAGAGGCCGAAGACCCAUUUAACGAAAAAGGUAGCGUAGCUGACGCUGGCGAUGGAUUCGAGGCAAAUUUCGAAGCCAACUUCGAUGCGAAUUUCGAUGACGCUUUUGCCGGUGGCGCACAAUCUGCCGAUAUUAAUGCCGAACCAAGCGCCGAUGACGUUCAAGCACCUAAACAGGUUGUCGGUGGGCGUGCAAGCAUACCCGAGGAAUUGGAUUCGAAUCAAUUGGCGCGAUUGCAAAAUCUGAAGGAAUCAAAUGCUUAAACAGUAUUAGAAAUAACAAUACUUGCAUUUAAAGAUAAACAUACC
This is a messenger RNA of Bactrocera latifrons, 4147 nucleotides long. RefSeq names its product F-BAR and double SH3 domains protein 2 (gene nwk). Gene Ontology annotation, cellular component: recycling endosome; neuromuscular junction. Gene Ontology annotation, biological process: neuromuscular synaptic transmission; regulation of actin filament polymerization. Gene Ontology annotation, molecular function: protein binding. The transcript is spliced from 12 exons. The record is from RefSeq and is a predicted model, not a curated record. Bases 1091 to 4102 code for a protein of 1003 amino acids. Lineage: Eukaryota; Metazoa; Arthropoda; Insecta; Diptera; Tephritidae.